AAGUAAACAAGGAUGUACUUUUUUGCUUGUUUACAUUAUGAUGAUUGAUAAGCAUACAGCGGUUUUUAAAUAUUCUUGGUUGUUUCGAUUUUUAUCUCGAGUGAAUACAAAGUUUUAGGAUCAUUGGAUAGCCAAUCGUUUACAGUUUUGUACCACAAUUCUGAUGCACAGAAAUUCAAAACUUAUACUUAGUGUAUAUGGCAGUUAGAAGAUUACUUGACUCGCAGAGGAAAAUGACAAAAUCGAAAACUAAAGUUCGACAACGUAAAACAGAAUCUGAAGAUAUAAAUGGCAGCGUAAACACACAGACUGAUAACAGACAGGUUGAAAGAGAAAAACGAGAAAUGGAGCGUCGAGAAAGACAGAAGAUUGUCCUGUGGAGAUCACCUGCAACCACAGUCCAGUAUUUCAUCCUUGAAGCUAGUACAUUGUUUUCAUUACUGAUGGGAAGAUUGUAUGGAAGAAAGAAAACUGUGAUGCUUGUUCUUAGUGUUAUAACCUUUUUAGUUCUUGUGUAUUAUAUGGAAGGAGCACAUCAAAAAACUGUAGCAAGUAUGGAGAAAACAUUACUGUUGUGUGCAUACUGGCUUGGGCUAGGCAUUCUGUCAUCAGUAGGUCUAGGAACUGGUCUACAUACAUUUUUAUUGUAUCUGGGUCCACAUAUAGCAGCAGUCACGUUAGCGGCAUAUGAAUGUAUGUCUGUAGAUUUUCCAGAGCCACCAUAUCCUACUGAGAUUGUAUGUCCAGAAGAAGAAUCUGGAAAGUAUAUCUCAAUGUGGACGAUCAUGAGUAAAGUGAGGCUAGAGGCCUUCAUGUGGGGUGCAGGCACGGCUAUCGGAGAACUACCUCCAUACUUCAUGGCACGUGCAGCUCGAUUAUCUGGAGCUGAUCUUGAUGAUGAUGAGUUUGAAGAGAUUGAAGAACUCAUUGAAGAAAAGAAAACACAUCCUGAUGAUAUGAGUUUUCUGGAGAAGGCCAAACUAUCUGUACAUAACCUGGUGCAGCGUGUUGGAUUCUUCGGUAUUUUACUAUGUGCUUCAAUACCAAAUCCAUUGUUUGAUCUGGCUGGUAUAACCUGUGGUCACUUCCUGAUUCCAUUCUGGACAUUUUUUGGUGCAACACUCAUUGGCAAAGCCAUAGUCAAAAUGCAUAUACAGCAAUUAUUUGUGAUAUUUCUGUUCAGUGAACAUCAUGUAGAAACUGUUGUUAGUUUGAUAGGAAAAUUUCCUAAGUUUGGUCCAGUUUUACAAACACCAUUUGAAGAUUAUCUAAAAGCUCAAAAAACUAAAUUACAUCAUAAACCUGGGACAUCUUCAACAAAGGAAGGUGGCAAUAUUUUAGCUUGGAUAUUUGAAAAAGUCGUAAUAGUAAUGGUGGCCUACUUCCUGUUGUCGAUAAUCAACUCUAUGGCACAGAAUUACCAUAAAAGAUUAUGCAAGGCAAAGAGAAAUAGAUAAAAUAUAAUACUGCAUAGGUCACAAUAUUUUUAUACCAAAUAGUCACUUCUCAUUUGGGUUCAUUUGCUGUAAGUGUAUGUGAUACUGCGACUUUAUGUAUGUAUAUUGAUGUUUUAUAUGAGAUGCUUGUGAAAGAAAGUCACCGUGGGUAUUUUGUGGUUGCACAUUUCAUAGUCACUUUCUGCAAUUAAAUUUUUUUAAAUGAUUCUGUAUUCUUUUGCAUAAACUGAUUAUUUUGAAACAAUGCAUUUUCUGGAGGUAAGAAAAUUGUUUGGCCACUUGUCAAAAAAAUUGGUCUCGUCUGAGAAAAGUAUGGAACGGCAGGGAAAACAUAAAAAUGAUUACUGAUUAGAAAGAUGUAAAGAAUUUUAACAGCUGUCUUAAGUGUGUUAAUGUCACCACAAUAUGAGCCAUGCCAUGAGAAAACCAACAUAGUGGGUAUGCGACCAGCAUGGAUCCAGACCAGCCUGCGCAUCCGCGCAGUCUGGUCAGGCUCCAUGCUGUUCGCUAACAGUUUCUCCAAUUCCAAUAGGCUUUAAAAGCGAACAGCAUGGAGCCUGACCAGACUGCGCGGAUGCGCAGGCUGGUCUGGAUCCAUGCUGGUCGCAUACCCACUAUGUUGGUUUUCUCAUGGCACGGCUCAUAUGAAGUUUAUGUCAUUUUAUGUGUAUAUCUUAAAAUUUUGCCAAUUUUUCAUACAUGUUGAUAUUACACUUUUCAAAUGAACAUUCACAUUACCCACAUUUUAUGGAUUUUUGAGAGAAAAAAUGUCCAUUUUUCAAAAUUAGGAAAUUUGGCUGUCAUUCUGGAAGCCAGUUCCUAUAAAGCUGAUGAAAUAUAUAAUAUUACUUGGCUGAAUAAUAAAAAAAAUAUGCAGCAUAGUACCGAUGAUUUUGACACGCAUCACUUGAUACAAAUGUGUAUAAAUGUACUGAUGUAUACUUUUCAGAAGACUAGACCAACUGUUGAUACUUUUUUUAUCUUUUUGCUGAGGUUUUCAAUGCUAGUAAGUUACAAAAUGGUGAAGAGAUUAUUUCUUUGUUUUUCUACCAGAAACUCAAAAGUUUUGCAGCGCAUUUAGUAUUAACACUUGUUUAAUAUUCACAUAAUAUAUAUAUUAUUGCAUUUCUUAACUAAUAUUAAUCAUAUUUAAACAGAAAUUGUACACCUUUAAGAGCUUGUCUAAGUUUUAACUGUGGACGUAAUGGGAGUAUCGGGUCCAGAUAUAUGUGGCCUUGAUUUAUCAAAAAUGCCAUAUUUCACUGUGAUAACAAUCACAUAUAAAUUAGGGGAGGCAGCCAAACAUGUCUUACAUGUCUUACAGACAGCUCUUGUUAAACCAAUUAAAUGAAUGAAGUAAAUGUUUUACCUAGAAAAACAGAACUUUUAUUCUUAGAAGACUUGUCACAGAUGUCUUAUUUAAUUACAUCUUUAAAUGGAAUUUAUUAACAACCUACUACUUAAAUGUUGCUUAAAGAAUUAAAAAAAAGCUAUUUCAGCAAAUGUCUACAGUUUCCACUUUUAAUUUUGUUAUGUGGUGGCAAGACACAUUGCUAAGUUGAUGCAGUUUAAAAAUCUUAUGACAGUGUUAAAGAUGUUACUUUUUCUGCAGAAUAUUUGAAUAAAAGUCAGAUUUAGGAUACAAGACUCCAGCUGGGUCUUCUGUCAGAGAUUAUAAGCAGGAAUUGUUCAUGAAAAGAAGAGGAUAUGGUUGUAUUUACAUACCAAGAUACUUAAGAUGUAGUAUAUUAUUUAACAUUUAGCCCGCUUUCGGCAAGUGAUUCUGCCUUUGCCACCAGUGCAGACCAAGAUCAGCCUGCACAUCCGUGCAGUCUGAUCAUGGUCUGCACUGUUUGCUAUUCAGUCCGUAAAUUUUCACUGAACACCCCUUUGAAUAAUAAAUGGUAUUGCCCAAAUUGAAUGAUGGACCAGUCCAUUUUAGAAAUUUAGCAAAAUAAGAUUAUAUGCCAGUAAGUAUUUAUUCUAAGAUUUUUUUUCGCCCUAUUGUGCUGUUGAGAUUUAUGUAUGUAAUGUUUUCAUCUGUGUAAUGUAUACACAUGUAUACAUCACAUAAAUGACUUGCAUUUUCGUACAGUUUCACAUUAAAAAUAAGUCUUAAUUUUCUUCUUGAUGACUAUAGGAGUGUCUUGAAAGGUAGUUCUGCAUAUCUGAAUAAAAACAUUUUCAAUAAUGGAGAAUUAAAAUCUACCCUAAUAUUUGAUAUUUGAACUUAGAAAUUCAGCUAAUAAAAAAGAUGAUGCUUGACUUUUUUUUUGCUGGACUGUUUUUCAAUAAAUUGGAUCUCAAGCAGUUUUUUGUAAUUGGAGCCUAAGGGUAAAUCAGUUUUGAAGAUAUUUUUGCAUAUAGAACAAUUUAUCUGUUUCGAUUUUAAUGAAACUUCUCACAGUUGUAAAUUUACAUAUUUUUUUUUCAUGUGGCUAAGUAAAGUCUUUAGAUCCAUAUAAUUUUUGUUUUAUAUUUACCCAUGAUUUUAGAGCUUAGAAAAUAACUGAUUUUAUGGAACUAUUUUGAAUUAUUGCAUGUGUCAACUUUUUGUUCUUAAAUAGAAUUUUUAGAAAGACAGAAUGCUGCAACAGUUCUAUCAGUAAAUGCAUUGGAUGUAUUUUAUUUGAGGUACAAUUUAUAUUUAUGCAAGCUGACUCUAGGCUUUAUUCUAUGGUAUCCCAGGUAAUUGAUGUUAAGCCAUCACUUGGGGUUUUUCAAAUGUGCCGAACUACCUUAAAUGGGUGACUGUAGAUUGCAGUUGAUAAUUGUAUAUUUUUAAAGUUGUGUAAGAUGUUCUGAAAUAUAAAUUAUCAUUUUUAUUUAGUGUACAUAGAUCAUUAAUUUAUUUUUGUUCCAAAAGUGUAAUAUGUUUAGAAUAUUCACUUGGCAUUAUAUAAAUUAGAAACAACAGAUAUUGAGACUACUAUUUGAUGUCCGAGCCUUCUUGCAUAAACAUUUUUGGCCAUAAUAGCCUUAAGUAAUUUUGGUUAUUUGGAGUCGGAUUAUAUUGCACAUGUCAAAAUUCUUGCUCUGUUUGAAUACAGCCUGCCCGCUUAGCUAAAUAAGGAGAGCACAGAUCUAUGGAUCGCGGGUUCGUGAAUUCGAUCCCCGGGCGGGCGUCUGUUCGCUGUGGCGAUUUGAUAAAAGACAUUGUGUCUGAAAUCAUUCAUCCUCUACCUGUGAUUCAUGUAGGGAAGUUGGCAGUUACUUGCAGAGAACAGGUUUGUACUGGUACAAAAUCGAGGACCACAUGUUAGGUUAACUGCCCACCGUUACAUAACUUAAAUACUAUUGAAAAACGGCAUUAAACUCAAAACAAACAAACAAACAGAUCCAUUUGAGUACUCAUCUCAAACAGCAUUGCAGGCAGGCUUUAAGUUUGAAUGUAGAAAAACAUCUGAAACUGUUUUAUUGCAUAUUAUUUUGAAAAUUGGAUGUGAUGGCAAGGGUUUGCUUAUACAUUCAAUAUAUGUGUGCCUUUUAAAUUUAUUUUUCAUUUUUUUGCCCAAUCUGUUAUUCAUUGUCUGAAAUAAAGUUGUUGUGUUGUGAAUACUAUAUACAUUGUACUAUACUGUUAUUCAGAACUGUCAUACUUGUGCAUAUUUACUUUAUAAACACAUUUGAAUUGAUCAUCAUGUAAAAAGUGUACAAUAGACUCGCAACUGAUACUGCAGACUCGCCUUUUCUAUGAGUUUAUUCAACGUGUUAAUAUUUCUUUAUAUUUGGUUAAUACUGUUUGGAGUUUAUGUAAGAUUACUGCAAAAACAGGUUAGAAAUGAUGAAACUAGGCAUUUUAGUAUCAUUCAAAGAAGUAUUACAUCUCUGUAGAAUUCAUCUGUUGAGCCUAGGGGCACAUCGUGCUACAAAGCAUUCCACAGGUUAUGAGUUUGAAUUCUUUGAUGUUUUUAUUGUCUUUGGGAGUCCAAAUUAACUUUAAUCCACUCACAGUUCAUGUGGGAUAGUGAUAUUUAACUUAUAUAGGCAAAGUUAGAAGUAUUAUACCUUCUAGGAAUGUUGUAAGAUGCAUUAAUGAUAUAAAAACAAAAUAAAGUGAAAUAUUUACAGGCCAGGUGCUGUUCCUUUGAUGAAACUAUAUACAGCUAGUGCAUUUAAAUUCCCGUGAAAUCGACAGACAUAAAACAUAGAUGUCCAAGAGGGCACAAAGCUUUAACCUACUGUAUUUCUAAUAAACACCUUCCUCUAUACCAGCUGCCCUAUACUUGUGUGUCCUCUCUCCCUCAAAUUUUUUUUUCAGUUUAUUUAGAUAAUAUUAAGUAUAUACUAGCACUAUAAUAGAGCUAUAGAAUAAUAAAAUGCUAGGCUAUACCGAGCAUUUCAACAGGUUUAAUAACAGUGUGGAAAGUCACAAAUGUAAUAUUCUUUUUAUUACGUGUUAGCUUUUCCUGCCAAAACAUAAAAAAUUCUCUUUUUUUUUUAGGCUAAUUUAGCUAUUAUAAGGAAGUUAGUUUGACCAACACCUCCUAUAUUUUCAACAAUGUAGACUUCAAGGUUUUAGUACACUAGUGUAUUAUCAAUUUUAUGAAAUUGGUUUAUUUCACUCCUGCAACAUCAAACAUGCGAUACAUGUAACAUGAUAGUGUAUUUUUCUGGAUACACAUUGCUAUAUAAAUAUAAAACAUUUGCACUUCAAAGGACUGUUGUUAGUUGACAGUUUUUGUUUUGUUUCAGAGGGUAUUACUUUAUAUGUAUGUAACACUGGAUCAGUUAAAUGUUUGAAUGGAAGAAAAAAUAAAAACGUUUAUGUAAAACGUAAGUCACAGUUUGUAUAUUGUGAAAUGUGUAUAAAAUACAUGGUUGUAUUGAGGCCAGCAUGUACAUUAAGUUUUAUUUAUGUUAAUUAGUAAGAAAGAUAAUAAAAUUACUGUUGCAUGUUCAGAGACUUGGCAUUGACCUUUUUGUUUUGAGAGUACAUGUGCACCAGCUUAUUUGUGUAUACUUUUUAUGCUGGCAUCAAUAAAGGUUUCUAUUUAUGAUGAAAAGCAUAAAUAUUUGAAGUAAUGUAACAUUUGAAAGAAAAUUUUGAAUAUUAAAAGCAGUAAACCCAUUUUGCAUAAGAAUAUCCCUACAGUAUUUACUUGCUGUCUUUUUCAAGAAAGACACAAGUUUAGGACAGUCUUUGAUGACAGAUAGCCUGUUAAACUAUAUUUCCAAGGUACAUUUCGACAAACAGACAUGGUCAUUUUGAGCACUGUUAUUCAGACAUAUCUCUGUAUUAAUUUUAUUUUUGGUCAUAAUUAUUUUAUGUUUGAUUAUACCUCGGAUUCCAGAUAUUUAACAACAUCACAAAAUACUCUGCAGUCAUCAAAACUACUUGCACCAUCACUGAUUGAUCAUUGGAUAUUUGGCCAUUUUGUUUAGAAGUAGUUAAUUUUUCUACUCAAUAUUUCAUCAGUCUGUUUAUAUGUAAACGUCACUUGUUAUAGUGACUGUUGCUGUUACCCAAGUCGGGAAUUUGUGGAGAUAUUUAUCAAUUUCUGCUCUUGCUGCAACUUUCAAAUUAAUAAUCAACAUUCUACCCGUACACCUCUGCACCUGAAUUAAUAUUUGUUGAAGGCCAUGAACAUACUUGUUACUGUGAAAUCAGUAAUUUUGAUUUUGUAGGAACAAAAUUUCAUGGUUUUAGCCUUAACUGCUAUUUCUUGGACAUACAGUUUUGUUGAUUUGGACCGAUAAACAUAAAAUGAAUGGUAAUAUUACUGUUUCGUUAGCAUUAAAUUUGUAGGAUUCACAAAACCAUGAAAUUCACAAAUAUUAGUACAGAGCAAAAAUUAAUGAUUUUACAGUAGCCAGAAAUAUGGUUAGGUUAACUAGCCAAAUGAAAACAAAAACAGCAUUUAGAAUAAAUGUGUUCUCUGCUGAUGGAAAUGAGACAUAAUGUGUAAUAAAGGACCCUACUGUGUACAUUCCUAUCUUUUGUUCCAGCUCACUUUUUACAUUGUUUUAUUGAUUUUUGUUUAACCUACUUUUCUUGUCUCUGUAUUCAUCAUUUAUUUCUCAUCCUCUUCUUGUACAACUCUGUGUAAUAAUAAAUUACUGGUAAAUGUUGAACCUUGGUACUACAAAUAAAUUUCAAAAUGUC
Molecule: messenger RNA, 7563 nt
Organism: Mercenaria mercenaria
Lineage: Eukaryota; Metazoa; Mollusca; Bivalvia; Venerida; Veneridae
Product: vacuole membrane protein 1-like
Exons: 11
Coding region: 198-1457 (419 amino acids)
Biological process (GO): autophagy; Golgi organization
Cellular component (GO): endomembrane system; membrane; endoplasmic reticulum
Source: RefSeq, a predicted model, not a curated record